AUGUCGGGGUUUUUUAGCAACAAUGCUGGCGGAUUUGGGUCCACGGGCUUUGGAACAUCCAACAACACCCCAGCAUCUCAACCGUCAAUCUUUGGAGGAAAUCAAACAACAACAACGUCAGGAGGGUUCGGGUCGGGUGGGUUUGGGAGUGGAGCUUCAACAUUUGGCGCAGCCAAGCCGGCUACAACCUUUGGUGCUCAGCCAGCGACGAGCAAUGCGAGCGCGUUUGGAUCAAACAAUUCGAAUACCACAGGAGGCGGCUUCGGGGGAUUUGGGAGCGGAGGCAAUACGAGCACAGGAUUCGGCGGCGGCGGCGGCGGAGGACUUUUUGGAUCCACAGCAAAGCCAGCAUCAACGGGCUUUGGAGGCUUUGGAGGUGCUGCUACUACUGGCGCAUUUGGGAACAAUGCUGGCAGUUCAGGCAAUCCAUUCUCUUCCGGCUCGGCCACCACUCCUGCGUUUGGCGCCUCAAACAAUGCUGUAACCAGCAACACGGGUACUGGCUCGGCUCCAUUCCAGCCCUGGACCGAGCGGGAGCCAAGCGGGAGCGUGGUGUCUCACUAUCAGUCAAUCACAUUCCAGGAGCCAUACAAAAACAAGAGCUUCGAGGAACUUCGAGUCGAAGACUACUUACAAGGUCGAAAGGUUGGGAAUUCCAAUGGUCAGGCUGGUCAAUUUGGCCAGAACACCGGCUUUGGUGGCACCGCAAAUGCUUCUACAUUUGGCAACAACACUGCUUCCACUCCAUCUACAGGCUUAUUCGGAGGUGCUCCUGCGGCCAAUACCAAUACGUUUGGUGGCUUUGGUGGUAACAACAACACUACAGCAACUACCGGGGCGUUCGGAAGUAACGCGGGCGGUGGGCUUUUCGGUAAUGCCAACAAGCCAUCAACGGGUGGCCUUUUCGGUUCUUCAGCAGCUCCAUCGACAAACGCCUUUGGGGGAGGGGGAACUUCGGGAAGCACGGGUGGCAUCUUUGGUGGGGGAUCAGGCUCUGCGUUCGGGAAUACCGCUGCCGCAAACAACACUGGGUCGCUUUUUGGAAACAACAAUUCAACGCAGAAUAAGCCUGCAUUCGGCGGUGGAUUCGGAAACAGCGGUGCAGCUUCUAACCCCUUUGGUACCAACAACAACACCAACAACACUACAAACACCGGCUCGUUGUUCGGAAACACGGGCAACAACACGAAUAACACUGGAGGCGGGCUGUUCGGUGGUGGUGGCGGUGGUAGUGGUGGUGCUUCCCAGCCGUCCAGUAAUCCCUUUGGAGCUUCUACCACAAACAACAACGCUGGUUCACUCUUUGGCGCUGCGAAGCCUGCAACAGGAGGCUUGUUCGGCUCAUCGACUGCCAAUACAGGGGGAUCUCUCUUUGGAGGAGGCUCUGGAACCCAGCCUAGCCAACCACAACAAACCACAAGUCUGUUUGGCGCUUCAACUGGAAACAACAAUAACAACAAUAACACCGGCAGCCUUUUUGGCUCCAAUCAACCAAAGCCAUCCGGAUCACUCUUUGGAGGAAAUACAAAUACGGGAGGAACGGGACUUUUCGGUGGCAACWAUAAUCAACAACCGUCCAACACCAACAGUCUGUUUGGGGGAACCAACAACUCUGGAGGCCUAUUUGGAAACUCCCAGAACAAGCCAGCAACAGGUUCACUUUUUGGUGGCCAGACCAAUUCCAGCACGAGCUUAUUUGGUGCGAACAACAACCAGCCGUCUCAACCCGGAGGUGRUGGCAGCCUCUUCGGCAGUUUGGGAGGGAACAAUCAGAAUCAACAACCGAACAACAACUCGAUGUUCGGAUCUUCGUUCAACCAGAGCACCAACGCGAACCAGCCCAACCAGCUUCAUGCAAACUUGACCAUCUCACCUUACGGCAACGAUCAACUCUUCUCGUCCCUGGCAACAGCCUCCACUCCUGUUGGACCUCUCGCCACACCCCUUGCAGGAGCAAAGCCCACUCCUUCCAAGACACAAAGCUUGCUUUCCAGCACCCGCAUGAACUCGCCCAUCUACACACCCAGAGCGAGCGUGGUCGGCCGCAACCCAGGCUACGGAUUCAGCUACUCUACAUAUGGCACUCCUGGUUCUGCUUACUCCGUCAGCGUUACUCCACAAGCCAGCAGCCUGCUGAAGCCAACGGGCAGUCUCGGUAGUGCUCUCACCAGCAGACUUGCCAAGAGCAUGUCCAUGAACWACCUACGAACAAGCGAUAGCAGCUCUCGAGAAGGGGAAAGCUUGCUUCGCCCCACUCCAGGCAGUGCUUCUAGCCGCUACCUCAACUCCGGCAACAUGCGCAAGUUGACAAUUGAUCGCAGCCUUCGUCAUGAGCUGUUCUCYCCCCCCACAGAUCAGAGACAGCCUGAGCAUCGGCAGCUUGAGGCGGCUCGUGAGAACGACGCUCCUGCUUUGGGCAAGAAGGUCAGCUUUGACGAGAACACUCGAGCAUCGGACGCCGAGCCGGCUGACACCAAUGCCUUGGUGCGAACGGAGGUGUCGGAAGAGAGCGAUUCUCCGAGCUCUUUGUUCCGAGCCAACGGCAAGACUUCCACCAACGGAGCUCCCGAAAUGGUACAAACCAAUGGUGGACCUCUUUCCACUGUGCACGAGGACGGUGAACAGCGGCGCCCAACUUCGGCUCCUGGCAUGCGGCCCACGGAGCCUGAUCUCACCAGAGAGAUCGAGAUUGGCGACUACUGGACCAAGCCUUCGAUCAAGGACCUGAAAAACAUGGGACGCGAGACCCUGAAGAAGUUGGAUGGUAUCGUGGUUGGUCGUACUGGUGUCGGCCGCAUUGAAUUCAGUGCAUGCGAUCUCAGCACCACUKACUUAGACGAGAUUUGUGGACACGACAAUGGCAAGGGCAUUGUGCACCUGAAGCCGCGGUCUGCGACAGUCUAUCCAAAUGAAGCUGCCAAGCCUGCCCGUGGCAAGGGCUUGAACGUCCCAAGCAAGAUUUUCCUCGAGAAUUCAUGGCCCAAGAGUCACGGUGGAAGAAAGGUCAUCAUGGCCAACAGCGGCCCAGCUUACGACAAGCACGUACGCCGCCUCAAGAAGACCGGAGGAACCAAAUUCCUCGAUUACGAUGCUGAGACCGGCACGUGGUCGUUCUCCGUUGAGCACUUCACCACAUACGAGCUCGAUGAUUCUGAUGACGACGAGACUACGAUGAACAUGGAAGAUGAGCAGAAUUCCAGUGGCUUAAGUGAUGCACCUGCCACUCCUGGCCAAGACGACGAUACCAUGCAGAGUAUCGAGACCGGCGGUACUGGCACCGGCGAAGUUGACGACACAUUCGAGUUCAAGAUCAACCAGCGUUCAAUCUCCAGUGCCACGGGCACGCACAUACCCGGCGGCUUCGACGAGUCCCACAUCUCUUAUGACUAUGACGAUCCAAGUGCGGACGAGGAUAGCAAUGGAGAUUUUGUGAUGUCCGGCGGCCUUGGUAACGCAGAGGAGGAUCCAUUUGCGUCACCUGGUGGAGCUGUGCAGCCGCCAUCUCCUCAAGCCUAUGAGCGCUUUCAAUCCAGUAUGCUUGAUGAACACGCCGGCGCUGUCCAAAUUACUGAGGGAUUGCAGAACGAAUCAGAAACUGAGCUUCCCGGCUCUUUCAUGCCUGAAGAGCCGAAACUUCUCAGAUCAAUCCUCAAGCCUACUGCUCGUGCUUCUGCAUUUGCCUCGCCUCAGAAAAUUGCGACAGAGACUUGGGAAGAUCAACUCCAGCGAACCAUGAGCCCGAAGAAACGCGACCGCCAGUACCUCCGAGAAAUUCAAAAGAGCGCCCAGGCGCUCAACGAGCCGCAGGAAGAUUCCAGCGCCACCCCGUUCAAGCGAAGCAUGCUUGGUCGAAGUGCACUUGGUCAGAGCUAUCUUGCUCAGAAGAGUGCAAAGAAAGUCGGAUUUGGCGCCAGUACAAUGCAGAUCGCACCGGCAGACAUGGGCAAGAGUCAGGCUUUUCGCACCUCGAUGGACAUUAUGAACUCGCUGUGGUCACAGGAGAAGAGCGGCAAAAACGGCUUUGCUGCUGAGAGAUCGUUCGAGAAACCUUAUCUCAAGAAGCAACAGCCUUCAACCGCCGGUGACAUGUCCUCUGAGGACGCUGCUUUUCACGACACCAUGAAGCCUUCCUUCGCCAACAGCGGCAUUCUUGUCUACUCGGUCGACGGUUCGACGCAGCAGGUCUCGGAGCCUCUCACUACGGCACUGCAGCCCUUGGUCAGCGAGCACAAAGAAGUUCGAUUCGCGAAAUGGGUGCCUGGAGCGGACAUUAACACACAAACUCUGACUGGGCAGAAGGACAUGACAGUUGUCGAUCCGGCCAGUGGCUUUCCUCGUGCCAACACAUCUGCUGCAGCCAGCUUCGUUGAUUAUGCUCACAUCUCAAGCGACAGCCGUGAGCAAGCCAUCUGGAAUCUCGCUGGCCACUUGUUCGAUCCCGUGGAGCGGCUCCUGUCUUUGGAUGAUAUGACCGAGGAUCUCAUUGCACAAUUUGAGCCUCGCUUGCGCAAGGACGCCUUCUCUACUUUGUGGUCUUCAUUUGUCCAGGCUGGUCUUGAUGAGYAACUUGCGCUCGCGAGAACCCCGGAAGAGCAGGCAUUACUAUACUUGACCAAGAACGAUGUUCCUGCUGCCUGCGAUGCGCUGGUGGCCGGCAAGGACUUCAAACUCGCGACACUUAUUGCACAGCUUCCUGGCAAUGAGCAGRGUCGUCAAUUGAUGCAAGAGCAGAUCACUGCGUGGCGAGACCGAAACGACUGGGCUGAGUUCUCCGAUGAGACGCGCGCUCUUUACUCUAUCCUUGCAGGUGAGGUGUGUGUUGUUGCCGGAAAGAAGGGCACAGCUGAGAACCGCGCCAAGGAGUUCUGCAUUGCGGAACGCUUUGGUCUGACCUGGCUGCAGAGCCUGGGACUGCGAAUUUUCUUCGGUGGUCACGAGCAGCUAGGAGAUGCAGUGAAGGCGUACUCUGCUGCAUUGGCUGACGGGAUUGAGCUUGUGCUACCUGUGCCAUCUUGGGCAGUUAACGGGGACGCAAAUGGCAGAGAAGAUGCGCUCAUGGGCCUCCUCCGUCUCUCGACGUCCCGCUCUGUCGACUUCGACCCAUCUUCAGUCUUCGAUCCAAAGACUGUCUCUGGCAGCGCAGUCAACUCCCGUCUCGCUUGGCAACUCGCCACACAGCUCCGCGCAAAGGGUCUUUGCUCUGCCCUCCCAGACGAGAAGCUCGAUCAACUCACUUUCGGCUUCGCCACCGAGCUUGAAUCCGCCGGGCAGUUCAUGACUGCAACUUGGGUAUUGCUCCACCUCCGCUAUGCCGACACUCGCACCAGAGCAGUCACCGCUCUGCUCUACCGCAAUGGCGGAAACAUUCCCGAAGCAGGUGCCACUCCCGCGGGAACUGUCGACGCAUUCGACGUUCUCAACCGCGAGAAUCUCGUUCCAGCCGAACUUCUCUGGUCCGCCAAGGCACAACACGCCCGCGCUGAACUAGACAAUCCCUGGCUGCAAUGUCAAUAUCUCCUCCAAGCGGGUGCCGUGGACGCGGCUCACGGCGUUGUAUGCGAGACUUUGGGCCCCAAAGCCAUCAUCGAAGAAGACUAUGGUCAGCUGAAAGCUCUCCUCGAGACAUUCUCCGAAGAACCAGCAGGAUGGGCUCAAGGAGGCGGCGUCUUUGCCGAUUUUGCAAGAUUGAUCACUAUGAAUAUUGGCAAGCGAUAUGCUCGUGAGGGAGCGGGGAUUAUGGCUCGAUUGAGUGUUGGAUUGGAAGGAAUGAGGGAUGUGGAGAGAGUCAUGGGGCUUGAGGAGAGGGUUGCGAUGGUGGAGAUGGGGAGGGUAUUGAAGAGGGAAAUUGAAGAGUUGGCUAUUAGGCCCGGGGGAUUCGAGGUUGGUAGUGUGGAUGUUGAGAUGAGGGAUGGGGUUGCGGAGGUGGGGAUUGGCGCGUUCGAGAGAUAUAAGCAGGUGAUGGGCGUUGUUGGCUGA
Molecule: messenger RNA, 5976 nt
Organism: Ramularia collo-cygni
Lineage: Eukaryota; Fungi; Ascomycota; Dothideomycetes; Mycosphaerellales; Mycosphaerellaceae
Exons: 3
Coding region: 1-5976 (1991 amino acids)
Biological process (GO): post-transcriptional tethering of RNA polymerase II gene DNA at nuclear periphery; RNA export from nucleus; protein import into nucleus
Cellular component (GO): nuclear pore; nuclear pore cytoplasmic filaments
Molecular function (GO): structural constituent of nuclear pore
Source: RefSeq, a predicted model, not a curated record